AUUUCCAAGUAUUUUGGAUUCACACUUGGGUAUGUAGCUAAGGGACUCUUUCUACUUUCUUAAGCAGCUCGUUUACGCCUGCGGUGAGCUGACUCAUGUCGGACACUGACGAACCGCAGUCGGUCGAGUCAGCGGGAGAGGAGACCGACGUGGCUAGCGUGCCAGAUCCAGACAGCCCGGCAGCCGCCGCCGAGGACCCGGGGCCGUCUGAGGAUGGAGAACAGCCAGGACAGACGGGAGAAGAUGGAGAGCAACAAGGUCAGGGGGAAUCGGAUACAGAAGAGCAGGAAGAGGAUGGAGAAGAGCAAGGACAGUGGGAAGAGGAUGGAGAAGAGCAAGGACAGUGGGAAGAGGAUGGAGAAGAGCAAGGACAGAGGGAAGAGGAUGGAGAGCAGGAGGGACAGAGAGAAGAGGAUGCGGAAGAACAAGAGCAGAGGGCAGAGGGCCCAGAUGAGGAGGGUUUGCCCAAAGAACAGGACGACUCAGCUGAGCGGCCAAAAGACUCCCCCGUCAGCAAUACCGCUUCCCUCCCACCCCAGAAGAGAAUAACCAUAAAUUCUGAAAAGUAUCCAUUGAAUCUGAGGUGGGCCCUGGGGAUCAGCCGGACGCUCCCCGUCUUCAGCCUGGUGGACGAGGAGCGGCUGGAGAUCGCGUACGGCUGCGCCAACGUGGCGGUGAUCUAUGACCACUCCUCCAACAGCCAGCACAUCUUCCAGGGACACUAUAACCCCAUAUCCUGUCUGUGCGCGAGCGAGGACAGACGCUGGCUAGUGACUGCAGACAUCGGCCCCGACAGUCUGGUUCUCAUAUGGGAGACCCAUUCAGGGUUUCCAGUGCAGACGCUGUUCGGCUGCCAUCCAGAGGGGGGCGUUUCAGCCAUGGCUUUAUCGCGGGACGUAAAGUACCUGGUGACCGUCGGAGCAGCCGAAAUCCAGAGAGUCUGCAUCUGGGAUUGGACCAAUGAGACGGAGGGUCCAGUCUGUGUUACAGAACUACAACCAGAAUUUGGUUGCCAGAAUUACAUCAUUUUUCACCCGCAAGACAACAGCCAGAUCGUCAGUAACAGUGAGAGCCAGAUUGUGUUCUACACUUGGGACAAAGGGGAGCUGGAUUAUUACACCCCAAAGCUGUCAGAUAAGACCUUCAACAGGCAGGUGGGCUCUCUGAGCCAGUCCAUCUUCAGCACUGAGGGGGUGCAGGCCUUCUCGGCCACAACGCUGGGGAACGCGGUGGUGUGGGACGUGGUGCAGGAGAGCUCCUCCUGGGUGAACGUGCAGAGGAUCGCCCUGAAGCUCAUCCCGCUCCAGAAACACGCCAUCACCGUGCUGACCUGCACCGACAAUUUUGUUGUCACAGGCAACGGCGCGGGUCAUGUGACCUUCUACGACCACCAUUUCAAGCUGAUCAAGUGGUACGACAAGUUCGACCUGGACUCCAUCACCUCCAUAUCCUUCUCCAAAGAGACCAACAGCAAGGUGGGGUACCUGGACAGCAUCCUGAACGAUGGCAAGCCCUCCCUCAUCCGGAACUUUGUGCUCUCCACGGCCAGUGCCGCUGUGGUCCACGUGAACACGGCGGUGGAGGAGCUGCAGCGGGUGCUGAAGGAGCAGUCGCUGGCUCUGCACGCGGUGGCCUGCCACCCCACCCUGCCCGUCGUCGCCAUGGGCAGCCACUGCGGCACCCUCAGGGCCUGGGACUACCUGAGCAAGGGCCCGGUGUGCAGCCGGGUCUUCCACAAGGAGAGAGAGAUCCAGUGCCUCGCGUAUGACCCCAAAGGCUUUUACCUGGCCGUGGGGUUCACCUGUGGCACAGUGUGCAUAGUGGACGCAAUCGACCUGCAGAACAAGCCGGAGGAGCACUUCAGGUGUGCCCACGACGGCAUCACGCACAUCGCCUUCUCCCGCAGCUCGCACUACCUGGCUACGGCGGACACGGGGAAAGCAGUGACCCUGUACCAGCUCUGUCCCAGGGACGGGAGGCUGGUGUGGGACUACCGCUGGAGGCACCGGUACCACUACGAGCCCAUCCAGGACCUGCUGUUUGGGGAGUACCCCGGCAGCCCCCGGACCAUGCUGCUCUCGCUGGGCGCCGACCGCAGGCUGGUGGAGUACGACCUGAAGAACAGCGGGGAGGACGAGCUGCGGGUGCUGGGCACCACGAGGGUGGAGCAGAGCGCCACGCCCACCUGCAUGGCGUGGUACCCGCCCCUCGCCUCCGACCACUUCCUGCUCACCGCCGCCACCAACUACAAGAUGAAGAUGCUCACCAGCACCAAGACGUGCAGGAAGACGGUCCUAGGCCCCGCCCACAACUCUCCAGUGCAGAAGAUGGCGGUUCUGCCGUCUUCGCCGGACAGGGACCCCAGCGCUCAGUAUCUCGUGUACGUCGCAGGUAACAAGCUGGGCGUGCAGAUCCUGCCCGUCGAUGGGAACCCCUAUAAGUACUCGGCGCUGAUCUGCCACCCGACGGGCAUCGCCAGCCUGGCGUGCUCCUGCGACGGAAAGUACGUCUUCACCUGCGGCGGCUCGGACUGCACCGCCUGCUGCUGGGAGCUCAACCUCAAUGCUCUGGAAGCAGAGGCCGCCCUGGGGGGCCAGGGCAUCGUGCCCUUCUACACCCUUCUGGAAGGAGGCAGAGAUGGACGGCUCUUCAAAGAUAUCACAGACUACUUCUACUACUGCCAGCUGCGCCUGCAGGGCAUCGACUCCAUGGAGCCGCGGCGUGUGUCCACCAGGAUCCCCCUGACGGAGCUUCCCACCAUGAUGAGGGCGCUGGGCUUCUUCCCCUCCGACAGAGAGAUCGAGGACAUGCAGAGCGAGGUGAAGUACAGCCGGUUUGCAGAGACGGGGGUGGAGGUCCGAGACGUGGACCUGGAGGACUUCAUCCGGCUGUACGUGAACCACCGGCCCGUGGUGGACAGCAGCCGGGAGGAGCUCCAGCGCGCCUUCGCCGUCCUGGGGCGCCUGACCGAAGACGGGGAGCGCGUCAUCUCCAGAGACGACAUGCUCCGCCUGCUGCAGACCAGAGGGGAACCGAUGACAGAGGAAGAGUUGGCGGAGUGCUUCACCAUACUGUUGGGGGCAAAUCCAGAAGGUGGAACACCCGAGCUGGAGACCUUCGACAGUAAAGAUUCCAAAGGCCUGCUGGAGAGGAUGCUUCCGGAGGAGGUCUCCCUGGAAACGUUCAUGGUGGACAUCCUGGGCUGGUCCGCCUCCGCCAGGAAGCCCUCGUCCGGAGCAGGACCACCAGCCGAGCCCGAGGGCCCGUAGGCAAGAGUGGCAGUCACUCUGUGGACCGUUCCAAACCAGCCAUUUGCUACUUGGGACAACUUUUUAAAAACGAAUUAGCCAGAUAAUUAUCUAAUUAUUAGAAUUAUCGAAGUCUCUGUGUGUCAUGCAAUACACCCUCAGUUGGUGUGUAUAUAAAGGCACUCCACCCUAGAUGUAAAAGCAUAAAAUUGAAUUUAAUUAUUUUAUUUCAUUGUUUUUUAUUGUUCGUUUUUUGUGAUAUUGCAGCUUGUUAAACACUUUUGGAUUUCCAAUUAACUGCUAUAAAAAUGUAUUGUUAUUGUUAUUAUUAUUAUUAUUAUUAUUAUUAUACCACAUCCACUGCGGUAUGUACAGACACGAGGUAUUACACCAGGCAGAAAACGGCAAAGCCUUUCGUCUGAGCCGAAUGUUGGAUUCAGCUGUGGUGCUCCUGGCGCGUGGUCGGACUGGCACAGUGGUGAUUCAAUUAUUGGAGACGUUUCUAUAAUUUUUGUUUGGUUGUUUGUUUUAAUAGUGGUAAUGCAGUAUGUGUAAGAGUUUUGUUUGUACAUGUUUUUCAAAUGAUCGGUUUUAUUAAAGCAUCCUACGUUUUGGAUCAAUAUUUAUGACGUUUAAAUACAACUUUUUGUAAAUGUAUCUGGCUGUAAAAUGUAUGCGGAAAAAACACCUCGCGAUGUCAAUAAUAAAAACGUGUUUGUAUUGCAAAGAA
This is a messenger RNA of Anguilla anguilla (European eel), 3978 nucleotides long. RefSeq names its product cilia and flagella associated protein 251 (gene cfap251). The coding region runs from base 96 to 3269 and encodes 1057 amino acids. The record is from RefSeq and is a predicted model, not a curated record. The transcript is spliced from 21 exons. Gene Ontology annotation, cellular component: sperm flagellum. Gene Ontology annotation, molecular function: protein binding. NCBI's taxonomy places the organism in Eukaryota, Metazoa, Chordata, Actinopteri, Anguilliformes, Anguillidae.